UUCACGAUCGCCUCUCAGAGUGGACGAAUCAUUUACGGGCAUCGUCCGCAGCGAGCGAACGUGCGAUCUUUUUCCUCCUGACAGAACGGCGAGUUUAGAACACUUAGAAGUAACGAUCGUUUUAAAUUUGUGGCAGCACUGGGCAAAGCGGUAAUUUUAUUUUGCUUUUACCAACAAUUUUCCAAAAGUGCCUGAAACAAUUUUUCUUGCACGAAUUGCUUACUUUAAGACGUAAUUUAUUGCUAAUACAUUAAUAUUUUAAUAAUAAAUGUGUCAUAAAACAAGCGGUUGUAUGCUUGAUUUAUAAAAGACGUAGAAUACGUUAAGAAUUAAUAAAAUUACAAUUUAUCAUUUCUGAAAACAGCAAGAAAAAGAUUUUCAUACUUUGAAACUUACAAAUGAAAAAUUUCAAGAAAUAAAUGGCGACUAUUAAGAACAAAUAAGAUUCAGUUAUGGUGAUCUGUCAACAAUAUAUUAUGUUACUUUUAUUACUUAUUUUGAAUGCCAGUAAUAUUGUGAUACCCUGUAACGUUCUUGAACUUUACGUUGCAGGGUGAAGGAACAUUUGAUUUAUUAAACAAAGACUCUCGAAAUCAGUAUCUGAAUCUUCUGAAACAUACUGAAGAUUUGUAACUCACCGUCAAGGCAGACGUUUUGCAUGUUACUCGAUCUCUUCAUUUGAGCUACUGAAUUCUCAUGAAAUACAAUAUUCCAAUGGCCCUAGGACUCAGCCAGCCAACUCCCAUUUCACCUUACAAUCCUAUGGCAUACUUGCCUAUGCUUAACUUUACAAUUAGCCAAGUAGCCGCUGUAUGCGAAACUCUAGAGGACAGUGGAGACAUUGAAAGACUUGGACGUUUUUUGUGGUCUUUGCCAGUAGCUCAUCCGAACUGUGCCGAACUCAACAAAAACGAAUCAGUCCUUAGGGCUCGGGCCCUUGUGGCUUUCCAUACAGGAAAUUUCAGGGAGUUGUAUGGUAUCCUUGAAAGUCAUCGUUUCACUAAGGUAUCCCAUUCCAAACUCCAAGCUAUGUGGUUAGAAGCUCAUUAUCAAGAGGCUGAAAAGUUAAGAGGAAGGCCUCUGGGGCCAGUGGAUAAGUACAGAGUGAGGAAGAAGUAUCCUCUUCCACGAACGAUUUGGGAUGGAGAACAAAAGACCCAUUGUUUCAAAGAGAGAACAAGAAGUCUCCUGAGAGAAUGGUACUUACAAGAUCCAUAUCCAAAUCCUACCAAAAAGCGAGAACUUGCCCAAGCGACGGGUUUGACGCCGACACAGGUCGGGAACUGGUUCAAAAAUCGUCGACAAAGGGACCGAGCGGCGGCGGCAAAAAACAGGCUACUGCAGCAACAGAUGCAGCAACAGCAGCUGUCUCACCAUCAGCAUCCCACAGCGACACCCCAGCGAGGGACCGUCUCCCAUCAUACAGCUCCCCAAGGGGUCCACAAUGGCAGCACUCCCCACCACCACCACCACAGACUCUCAUCUUCGUCGUCAGAUCACCACAGAGGGGGGCCAGGAGAAACGACAGACGACGGGGAGAACACCAACGGAAGCUUCGGGUCUUUCGACGGAGGCAGUUCUCCUGGAUCUCCUCGAUGUUUGAGUCCUGCGCCUGUUUCUACCACCUCGGAUUCGAGCCGGACUCCUUCGCCAAGGCAUCGCCACUCUUCUGGCCAUCACGGACUGCAUCAAGAGCAGAGACAAAGUUUAAAUCUUAGCCAGCAUCUUCCUAGACAUGAUCCUCUUAGCUCAAUUUUGCAUAGGGAUAGGCAUCCACAUGCUUAAGAACAAAUAUGAAUAUGAGAAAAAAACUUUUCAGCUAAUACGCAAUGAAGCGAUUAAUCGGUCCAAAGGGCCCACAGCUAUAAUCAGCUCUAAUCGUUCUAUGUGCAAUUUUACCGUGAAUGGUGACUUUUCGAAGCUCCUAAUGGGGGUCAUCUUAGUUAAAUCAUAGCACAGACUGAGCUGCCAGUUGCUUCAUAAAUUUUUAAAGCGUAAUUUGUUUAAAAAGGUAAAGUUACAUCAAAUCUUCUUUUAUUUCUUUCUGUUUGUGCAAGUUUCCAAUCAAUGUAAAGCAUUUGUAAAGGCGUGCCGUAAUAUGUCUGACAUAGUUUCAAGCAGGCUAAUCCACUACGUUAGUUGUAAAAUUUUCCAGGUUUAUUUUUGCUUGACUUAAUUACAGUCUGCUCGAAAAUUUCAAAACACAGCAGUUAAGGAAAAGGAGGAAAUGGAAUUCUAAUUAAAAUUUUGGAGAUAAAGACGUAUUAAUAGUAAUGUUACACAUACAUUGGUAUCCAAAAUUGCCUUUAUAUGAAAAAAUAUUAUUUUUUUCAAAAACUGAACACAUCAUUGGUCAAAUUUUUUUCGUGGGGGAGGAGAUGUGUAGCACAGUAAUGCAUAUAAAUGAAUUGAAAAUUGAACAUGAUAUUCAUUUAAAUCACUUUAUGCAGGUUUCAUAACAUUUCCUCUCCAUAACAUGAAGAAAUGCAGAUCCUCUGUCGAAUACAUAAGGAACUGUACCCAUUGGUCCUACAAAUACCAUUCACAUUUAUUCCAUUCUUAAGGUUACGUAGACCCGGUGGCGCAGUGAUUAGCGCAUCUCGCAGCAGCAUCUCAGGUCCGGGGUUCGAUCCUCCGGCUAGGCAAGGUCGACUCAACCUUUCAUCCCUUGAUUUCUAUCGCUUGGGUCGAUAAAAUGAGUACCAAGUUCGCUUGGGGACUAAACAUUGGGGGUCCUGCGACAAGCUGACACGUGUUCAGGGCACAUGCUCACGCACCCUGGGGCCCAAGGUCAAGAAAGGGCACAGCAGGCCUUGGCCCACUAGGGCUGUUGCGCCAUUGAGGUUAGUAAAGGUCAUAUUCCUUAAUACGAUGGUACAUGAAUAUACGUCAUUAAUCUCUUCUAGACUUUGGGACGUAUACCAAGCGAUUCCCAGUAACUUCCCUAGUGUGCCUUCGUAGUGUAGUGGUUCUGCACACUGAGCCGGUAUUUCAGAGGUCCGUGGUUCGAUUCCCCGCGAAGGCGGUUGCAUAUUUUUCAUCCUUUUGCCUCUAAAAAAAUCCUAAUGACUCUACAGCCUACAGUAGAAGCAAACUUUAGUCAAAUAAAUAAUUUACUACGAUAAAAGAGAAACGGGUUGAAUAUUGUUGAACGGGAGUAUUUGAGAGUUAAAUUAAGCAAAUAUAGGCCAACAGUUAAAAAUACUGCAAUCAUACAUUAAUUAAGCUCAGUCAUCACAUUAAUUAAAAUCGAACUCUGAAAUUUUGUUUCUAAAAACUUGUUUACUUUUGUAAAAUUAAAAAUAAUAAAUCUAGUAAACCAUACUUACACAGCACAUGGGAAAACACUGAAAUAUCUAGAAUGAGAGUCCGAUUUAUGAGGAAUCGAAUCCGAACCAAGCAUUCAAAGGUCUUAUCCAUUUGGCCGGUAAAGAAUCUGCUUAAUUUAUUAUGACUUGUCAUUUUUUUAAGGAUGUAAAGAUAAUUUUGGAAACCAAUGUAAUAAUCUGAAAACUAUGGAAACUUCAUAUUGCAAUUCAGUAUCUCACAAUACAGUAUAAAGUUUGUAAUCCGGAUGUCCAUUAUCCGGAAUUAUCUAUAAUCCGGACCUCAUAGCCACACACUUUUUUUUAUGCAUGCGCGUUUAAUGUUACGCAUGCGCGUUUAAUGUUUACG
Molecule: messenger RNA, 3675 nt
Organism: Stegodyphus dumicola
Lineage: Eukaryota; Metazoa; Arthropoda; Arachnida; Araneae; Eresidae
Product: homeobox protein SIX6-like
Biological process (GO): regulation of transcription by RNA polymerase II
Cellular component (GO): transcription regulator complex; nucleus
Molecular function (GO): DNA-binding transcription factor activity, RNA polymerase II-specific; RNA polymerase II cis-regulatory region sequence-specific DNA binding
Source: RefSeq, a predicted model, not a curated record